Molecule: messenger RNA, 1749 nt
Organism: Cyphomyrmex costatus
Lineage: Eukaryota; Metazoa; Arthropoda; Insecta; Hymenoptera; Formicidae
Product: transmembrane protein 104 homolog
Exons: 6
Coding region: 1-1503 (500 amino acids)
Source: RefSeq, a predicted model, not a curated record
AUGCCCGAAGAGAGUAUCAGCGAUCAGUAUCCAACGUGGGUUGGGCUCGUGUAUAUCUUCAACCUCAUCGUUGGAACAGGCGCUUUAACUUUACCAGCUGUAUUCAGUCGAGCAGGAUGGGCACUUGGAUUAAGUGUCAUUUUGGUGUUAGCGUUCAUCAGUUUUAUCACGGUUACAUUUGUCAUAGAAGCAAUGGCAUCUGCCAAUGCUAUCGUUAUGUGGAGGCAUUCUCAGCAUCGAAAACGCGUUUUACAGACGACAGGUGAAUCUGCUCCUUCCAAUUCAGAUUCGGAGGACACUCCAUUGGUAGCUCCUCCUUUGACCAGUCCAGAUCAUUCGGAUAUGGCUUGUAGAUACUAUGUGAUUUGUGAUAAAAUAGAAAUGGGACAGAUGGCAUCCAUCUUUUUCAACAGAUUUGGCACCACUCUAUUUUAUUUAUGUUUUGCCAUAUAUCUAUAUGGAGAUUUAAGCAUUUAUGGUGCGGCAGUCGCAAAGUCACUAACAGAUGUCGCCUGCACUUAUUUGCCAAAAAAUCUUACAUGCAAUGACACCGUACCAGAUACUGAACUUUGUUGGGAAGAUUCUAUGUUUAAUCGACUGGAUGCAUAUAGAAUGUUUUUGACUAUGUUCGUAUUAUUAUUGGGUCCCUUCGUAUUCUUCAAUGUUCAAAAAACCAAGUAUCUUCAACUACUGACUUCAAUAAUGCGAUGGUUCGCAUUUACUAUAAUGAUUGUAUAUGCUGUAAAAAGUCUUUUUGUACACGGCCCUCGUGGCAAUCCACCUAUCGCAAAUUUAGCCGGAAUUCCCAGUCUUUUCGGUGCUUGCAUUUACUCCUUCAUGUGUCAUCAUUCGUUACCGGCCUUGGUUGCACCAAUAACGAAUAAGUCUAAACUUAAUCGAUUUCUAGCUCUCGAUUAUACCCUAAUCGCUCUCUUUUAUUUACUAUUAGCUCUAACUGGUAUCUUCGCCUUCGAGCGCUUGGAUGAUCUUUAUACUUUGGACUUUGGACCACGUGGUUUAGGCAAUUGUUCUAAGAGUGACAAUAUUUUUAUGCUUCUUAUGGAAUAUUUCUUAGCCCUUUUCCCGGUAUUUACUUUGAGUACCAGUUUUCCCAUUAUAGCAAUUACACUCCGAAAUAAUUUACAGGCACUCUUUUUAAAAGAGGAUACGUCCUACAAUUUAUGUCUUCGAAAACUCGUCUUCCCCGUCUUGGCGGUAAUACCACCGUACCUGAUAGCAAUUAUUACCAAAGAUCUGUCAAUAUUAGUUGGUAUCACAGGCUCGUACGCUGGAGCAGGGAUACAAUAUUUAAUACCUACGUUUUUAGUUUAUUAUGCCAGGCAAAAGACUAACAAAGUUAUCGGCCUUGGGGUCAUGAACAAAUUCGCAAGUCCUUUCUCGGGCAGGUAUUGGUUAAUUUUUGUUGUAGUAUGGGCUAUUACUUGUAUGAUUUUAGUAUCGGUGAAUUUCAUGCAAAUACAUUUGCAAUCUUGGGUCAGUUAAUAAGAAAAUCAAUAUGAUUUAUGCCACAAAAAAGAAGAGAACUUGAUGUUCGUGCUAAAAGCUCUAUCAUAGAGAUGAAUGCAGGAUGUUUACAAGAAAUUUGAUUACGGAUAUCCAUUGAUAAGUUUCAAAAUUUCUCAACAGCAAAAAUGUGGAUAUUAGAAUUACCCAGAGCCAACAGUCAGUCGAUAUUGGUAUAAACAUCGAGCAUGUGAAUUGAGUAACUGAAGUGAUAAAAACGAGAUA